Messenger RNA from Diaporthe amygdali, 2082 nucleotides. RefSeq lists its product as uncharacterized. Bases 1 to 2082 code for a protein of 693 amino acids. The record is from RefSeq and is a predicted model, not a curated record. The transcript has 4 exons. Gene Ontology annotation, biological process: error-prone translesion synthesis. NCBI's taxonomy places the organism in Eukaryota, Fungi, Ascomycota, Sordariomycetes, Diaporthales, Diaporthaceae. Gene Ontology annotation, molecular function: damaged DNA binding; DNA-directed DNA polymerase activity. Gene Ontology annotation, cellular component: nucleus.
AUGGACCAGCAUCAAAUUUCUCCCGGCUCGACGGACGCGGUGACCUCGCACCUACAGCCCGACGACGGUGAGGCCCCGGACGAUCCACCAUCCCAGUUACCCGUGGCCUCUCAGCAUGCCACCUUGAAAUACUCUUUGCUCGGGCCAUCGUUGACGAAGGCUGGCCAGGACGCUGUCGACCAGAAAAAGGUUUCCGAAAUCAUUUACAGUGCCUCCAAAGGCUCCAAGUAUUUCAACCGAGAAGAGGAGAGAGACAAGAUCCUCACAGUCAAGAUCGAUCGAAUCAUUGACAAGAAGCACCAGCUCGAGAAGCUCGACUUGUCGCGCGAGCUGCGCAAGGCCGACACCCUCAUCGCUGAACUCGAGCUUACUCGCAAUCUCAGCCAAUACAUCGUCCAUCUGGACUGCGACGCCUUCUACGCAGCCGUCGAACAGCUCGACCGUCCUGAGCUGAAGGACCUGCCAUUUGCUGUCGGCGCUGGUGUCCUGACGACGUGCAACUACGUAGCAAGACAAUAUGGAUGCCGAUCCGGAAUGGCCGGCUUUGUGGCGAAGAGGCUGUGCCCUGACCUUAUAUUUCUGCCACUCAACUUCGACAAGUACACUGCCAAGGCGAACGAGGUGCGUCAAGUCAUCGCCGAAUAUGACCCACGUUUCGAGAGCGCGAGCAUCGACGAGGCAUACUUGAACGUCACAGAAUACUGCAAGGAUCAUGACGUGUCGCCUGAAGAUGCUGUGGCUCAGAUGCGGCGCCAGGUGCAUCUGAGGACGAGCAUUACAGUCUCUGCAGGAAUUGCUGCCAAUGCGAAGCUUGCCAAGAUUUGUUCCAACGUCAACAAACCCAAUGGGCAGUUUGUGUUGCCCAAUGAUCGUGUCGCCAUCAUGGCAUUCAUGCGAGAUCUGCCAUGCCGUAAAGUCAACGGCAUCGGUAGAGUGUGGGAACGGGAACUGAAGGCUAUUGGAAUACAAACUUGCGGCGAUAUAUACGGCCAGAGGCAAUUUCUCACCCAGCUGUUUGGAGAAAAAGCCUUCGAGUUCCUCCUAGGCUGCCAUCUAGGGAUUGGACGUACGGACGUGCAGCCAGCAGAAGAGUACGAGCGAAAGUCUGUUGGGACGGAAAGCACGUUCCAUGACAUGUCUGACCCGAAGCAGCUGCGAGAGAAGCUUCGCUGGACCUCUCAAGAACUGGAGAAGGACACUAUCGUCUUGAAUCCCAAGGCCAGAGGUUGGGAACGGUGGCUGUGGAACCAGGAGAAGAAAUCAGGCAAGACCAAGACCGUGAUUUUCGGGCAAGAGCAACUUUCCGCGGGAGGCAUGUACUACUGGCCGCCUCUGGAUUGCCUGUGUGGCGCGCUAUGUAUGCGAAGGGCAGGUUGCAAGGGGAAGACGUUGGUUCUAAAGGUCAAGCUACACACAUACGAGGUCUACACCCGCCAAACUGUGCUUCCGAAAGCUAUCAAUCUUGCAGAUGAUCUGUACACUCAUGCUGUUCCUGUACUUGCCAAACUCGAACAGGAGAUGCCGGGAUUGACGAUCAGGUUAAUGGGUUUGCGAUGUACCCACCUUGUAAGCACAAAGAGGCCAGACACGACGGCGUUCUUUGGCCUUAGGCCCGGGAGCCGGGCCUCGAGCCUCGAGCCUGGCAAAGUGUUGCGUAAGACAACUCAGGUCGAUGGUGAUAAUGGACGGGAGUUGAUGCCUGACGAGGCGGUCGGACCGGAUGAAAUCGAUGGUCAGGAAAUCAUUGCGGGGGGACAAAUCGGCAGUCCUUAUCGAAAGCAUGGCAAAGAAAUCAUGUCGAACCCGGAACCCUUGAACAAAGACCCUCAGGCAUCGGACGAGUGGUGGGAGUGUCCCAUUUGUAGUCGACCGCAGCCCGCAGAUGAGAGACUAUUCAAUGCUCACAUUGACGCAUGUCUGUCCCGACAAACAAUCCGAGAUGCCGUACAACAGGAGCAGAACACAUCAUCAAGACGGAGUCUAACGCCGGAGCCAAAAAGACUGAGGACGGGAUCAGAAAAGAAAAGAGGGCGCCAACAGGCCGGUCCAGAUCCCAAGCAGAAGAAGCUUUCAUUCGGAUAA